Eupeodes corollae is the source of this 1474-nucleotide messenger RNA. RefSeq names its product nucleoside diphosphate kinase 7 (gene nmdyn-D7). The record is from RefSeq and is a predicted model, not a curated record. Lineage: Eukaryota; Metazoa; Arthropoda; Insecta; Diptera; Syrphidae. The coding region runs from base 177 to 1361 and encodes 394 amino acids. The transcript has 9 exons. Gene Ontology annotation, molecular function: ATP binding; nucleoside diphosphate kinase activity. Gene Ontology annotation, cellular component: centrosome.
ACAAAAACUCACUUUCGAUUUGUUUUGUUUUUAUUUGUCUGUUUUCAUUUUAGAUUCGACUUGAUUCAAUUUUUAAUUCUCUGCAACAUUUUUCCACAUUUAUUUAUUUUGUGUUACCGACUCUUCGUGCAUAAUUUCAAUAAUUUGUAGAAAGAUAACCGAAGGUUCUUAAUAAUAUGGAUUUUUCAACAAACAGAAAUAAUUCUCUCUGCCAGUCCAAGGCCAACUGCAACAGUCGCUUAUCGUUUACAGCUGAGUGGUAUCAAGAAGAAGCUGAAAUAAACCGUUUAUUUUUUGUAUAUUUUUAUCCUUCUGAACAAGCUCUUGAAGUUUUUGAGCAAAAAACCAAAAAGACUUUUCUACGGCGCACAAGGAUGCCAGAGUUGUCAAUAAAGGACUUCUUCAUUGGCUCAAGUAUUUGCGUUUUCGGAAGACAAUUCGAUAUUAUUGACUAUGGAGAUGAAAUGACCAAAAAUAGUCUAUCAAAGUUUCGAACUAGAACGUUUAUGUUGCUUAAACCUUCUAUCAUUCAGAAAUUGGGAGUCAUAUUAACUUAUUUAUUUGAGAGUGAUGUUCGUAUUAGUGACGCUCUAAUGGUGCAAUUUUCUCCUGAAACUGCUCGAAAGUUCUUCAGCGACCACAGUAAGGAAGACAUUGAUAAGACAGCACUCAUGAGUGAUCUUCUAACAGGAUCGUCUAUAGGACUUGUUGUUAUCGGUGACAACAUUAUGCAUAAAUUAAAAUCUUGCCAAGAUAAAACAAAAGACUCGUUCAGUUCAGAUGUUCAUCCCUCGUUGCGAAAGUUAUUCGAAGAAGAAGAAUAUCGACGAGGACUGUAUUGUUCGCCAACAGAAGCUGAUGUAAAUAAAAGUAUAUCAUUUUUCUUUGAUAAAAAAAACAACCUUAAACUAGCUCCUCUAUGUUCAAAUACAACACUUGCUGUUAUAAAACCACAUGCUAUAAAAGAAGCUAAAUUGGGACACAUCAUCUCCGAAAUUUUAAAUCGCGGAUUUAAAAUAAAUGUUUUAAGAAUGCAGAUUUUAGAGCGGGUGAAUUGUGAAGAAUUCUAUGAAGUCUACAAAGGAAUACUACCUGAAUAUAUUCCAAUGGUAGCAGAACUUGCAAGUGGUGUUUGUAUGGCAUUAGAAAUUUAUUCCGACGAUAGUUCUUUAGACACUUAUAAAGAAUUUCGAGAAUUAUGCGGACCAAUGGAUCCUGAAGUUGCAAAACUGCUUCGUCCAAACUCACUUCGAGCCAAAUUUGGAACAACAAAAGUUAAAAAUGCAAUACACUGCACUGAUCUUAAAGAGGAUACUGGUUUAGAAAAUCAAUACUUUUUCAAAAUUCUCACAGAAUCUUAGACUUAAUUUUAUUGUAAAAAAGAAAAUAUACAACAUCCGUCCUAAAAAAUCUAUUUCAAAAACAAAUGUUCAAAUAUUUCGAUUUAUUAAACUAUUGCUACUCAAACUCGUCA